Triticum turgidum subsp. durum (durum wheat) is the source of this 1029-nucleotide messenger RNA. The record is from the annotation of a GenBank genome assembly. Lineage: Eukaryota; Viridiplantae; Streptophyta; Magnoliopsida; Poales; Poaceae.
AUGGCUUCUUCCUCCUCCUCCUCCCCAGUCGCCCUCCGCGGCGCCGCCAGCUUGGCCGUGCUGCUGGCGGCUGUGUGCCUCGUCCACGCCGGCGGGGCGGCGGCGGCGGACCUGUGCGUGGACUACUACGACUGCACGUGCCCGGACGCGUACAAGAUCGUGCAGGGGGUGCUGGUGCAGGCGCACAAGUCGGACCCUCGCAUCUUCGCCAGCCUGAUCCGGCUCCACUUCCACGACUGCUUCGUGCAGGGCUGCGACGGCUCGCUGCUGCUGAACACCUUCAACGGGAUGGAGACGGAGCAGGACGCCAUUCCCAACAAGGGCUCGGCGCGCGGCUAUGACGUCGUCGACGCCGCCAAGGCCGCCCUCGAGGCCGCCUGCCCGGGCGUCGUCUCCUGCGCCGACAUCCUCGCCAUCGCCGCCCAGAUAUCGGUCCAGCUGUCCGGAGGACCCGGGUGGAGCGUGUUGCUGGGGAGGCUGGACGGCUUCACGUCCAACUUCUUCGAAGCCGGGAAACUACCAAGCCCGUUCGACGGCCUCAAAAACCUCAAAGAGAAGUUCAGAAACGCCACGCUCGACGAUACUACCGACCUCGUCGCCCUCUCAGGCGCGCACACUUUCGGCCGCGUGCAAUGCCAGUUCGUCACGGACCGGCUGUACAACUUCAGCGGGACGAACCGGCCCGACCCGACCCUCAACCCGGGCUACAGGGCCUUCCUGUCCCAGCGAUGCCCACAGAACGGCGACGGGAGGUCCCUGAACGACCUCGACCCGACGACGCCUGAUAAGUUCGACAAGAACUACUUCACGAGCCUCGAGGUGAACCGCGGCUUCCUCCAGUCCGACCAGGAACUCAAGUCAGACCCACUCGCGGUGGGGACGACGGCGCCGAUCGUCGACCGGUUCGCGGGAAGCCAGGACGCCUUCUUCAAGGCCUUCGCGAAUUCCAUGAUCAAGAUGGGGAACAUCAGGGUGAUAACGGACCCCUCCAAGGGAGAAGUCCGGAAGCGCUGCGCAUUCGUCAAUUGA